This is a messenger RNA of Maudiozyma saulgeensis, 2829 nucleotides long. Lineage: Eukaryota; Fungi; Ascomycota; Saccharomycetes; Saccharomycetales; Saccharomycetaceae. The record is from the annotation of a GenBank genome assembly.
AUGACUAACGAAAUUAAUAAGAAGAGAAAGCUAGAGCUGGUCACGUCUGGUAAUAGCUACGCCUCGAGAAUAUUUGCUCCUUUUAGAAUAGUGGGAAAUGUAAGCAACGGAACUCCGUAUGCUAUUGGAACAUUAGGUUCUACAUUCUACAUCGUAACCAGUGUUGGUAAGUCAUUUCAGAUAUAUGAUGCUAAUAAUUUACAUCUUUUAUUCAUUUCUGAGAAGGAAACUGAAUCUAACAUUGUUGCACUUGCGACUCAUUAUCAUUAUGUGUUUGCAUCUUACAGCAAUAAGAUUGGUAUCUAUAAACGUGGUAUUCAAGAACAUUGUAUUGAAUUAGACCCGCCAAAUGCAGUAAUCAGACAUAUCUGUAACUUUGGUGACUAUUUAUGCGCAUCCACAGAUGAAAAUAUUGUUUACAUCUACAAGAAAUCUAAUCCUCAAGAAAAAUAUGCAACCAAGUUUUAUACUAAAUUACAAAUUACAAAAUUGCAAGGUGGAGAUAUAGUUUCUAUUAUUCACUUACCAACUUAUUUGAAUAAAUUGGUUGUUGUCACUAAGUCCAAUGUGAUUCUGUAUAAUAUCCGUUCAGGUAAACUAAUUUAUACUUCCGAUGAAUUCCCAGAUCAAAUUACAACCUGUGAACAGGCUCCUGCACUAGAUAUUAUCGCACUUGGUACUGCUACAGGUGAUAUUAUCAUGUACAAUUUGAGAAAAGGGAAAAAAAUACGUACUAUCAAGAUUCCACAAUUGAGAAUCUCUUCCAUUUCCUUUAGAACUGAUGGUUCUUCUCAUUUAUGUAUAGGUGGUACUAACGGUGAUUUGGUCUUUUACGAUCUAGACCGUAGAUCUCGUAUCCAUGUAUUAAAAAAUGUCCACGGUGAGUCACAUGGAGGUGUCACCAAGGCUUCUUUCUUGAACGGCCAAGCUAUUGUUGUUACUUCAGGUGGUGACAAUUCGUUAAAGGAAUACGUCUUCGACCCAUCCUUAUCGCAAGGCCCAGAAGAAGAAAAUGUCGUUCAACCUCCGAGAUUUUUAAGAUCUAGAGGUGGUCAUUCACAACCACCAUCUCGUAUCCUAUUUGCUGAUGACGAAUCGCAUUUCCUUCUUUCUGCUUCUAGGGAUAGAUCAUUAUGGGGAUUUUCUUUAAGGAAAGAUGCCCAAUCACAAGAAUUAUCGCAAAGGUUACACAAGAAAAAUGAUGGUAAUAGGGUUGGUGGUAGUACUAUCAAGGGUAAAUUUGAAGAGAUCAUAUCCAUGGCAAUUGUAAACACUAGAUUAGGUGAAUGGGAAAAUGUGAUUACAGCUCAUAAGAAUGAAAAAUUUGCUCGUACUUGGGAUAUGCGUAAUAAAAGAGUCGGUAGAUGGACAUUUAAGACCACUGAUGAUGGCUUUGUAAAAUCUGUAGCAUUAUCUCAAUGUGGUAAUUUUGGUUUUGUUGGUUCAUCCAAUGGUGACAUCGUCGUUUAUAAUAUGCAAAGUGGUAUCAUACGUAAGAAGUAUCGUUUACACAAGAAUGCCGCCGUCACUGGUAUCGAACUUGAUGGUAUGAACCGUAAAAUGGUAUCCUGUGGUUUAGAUGGUCUUAUUGGAUUUUAUGAUUUUAAUAAAUCUACAUUAUUAGGAAAAUUGCAAUUAGACGCACCAAUAACAAGAAUGGUUUACCAUCGUUCUUCGGAUUUAUUUGCUGUUGCAUUAGAUGAUUUUUCUAUCGUAGUAAUUGAUUCAGUCACACAAAGAGUUGUACGUCAAUUAUGGGGUCAUAGUAAUAGAAUUACAGCCUUUGAUUUUUCUCCAGAUGGUCGUUGGAUUGUAUCAGCAUCUUUGGAUUCCACAAUGAGAACUUGGGAUUUACCAACAGGAGGUUGUAUCGAUGGUGUAAAACUUGAUAGCAUUAUCACAGAUUUGAAAUUCUCAACCAAUGGUGAUAUGUUAGCAACUACCCAUGUUACAGGUAAUGGUAUAUGUAUGUGGACAAACAGAGCGCAAUUUAAGGCUAUAUCUACAAGAAUGAUCGACGAAGAAGAAUUCCAGAAGAUUCAAUUACCAAAUUCUUCUGUCUCUGGUAAUAGCUCCGUUCUAACUGGUGCUUUCACUAAUACAGAAGAUGUUGAAGAUGAUCAAAAUUUCAGUACUUAUAAAUCAUUAGCUCAGAUCAAUGAGGAACUAAUAACGUUAUCUAUCGGACCAAGAAAUAAGAUGAACAUGUUACGUAAUUUGGAUAUUAUAAAGCAACGUUCAAAGCCAACCGAGGCUCCUAAAAAACCGGAACAAGCUCCAUUUUUCUUACAGCUAAAGGGUGCUGGAGUUGGUGAUGAUGCCUCAGGUAGAGAAGGUAUUGCAUAUGAAACUCCAGAACAAAUUCUUGCGCGUGAAUCAGAGGGUCAGAAACAGACUGAUGCCAUUGAAGAAGUCACCAAAUUCAAACCAACUGGUCGUGUUGGAUUCGAGUCCAAAUUUACAAGAUUACUAAGAGAAGGUGGUGCAUCUGGUGACUAUAACUUAUUCCUUGAAUAUUUAAUGUCUUUAUCUGUUGGUGGUAUUGACCUGGAGAUUAGAUCAUUGAAUUCAUUUGAACCAUUCGAUGAAAUUUCUUGGUUCAUCAAUGCAAUCACUGCAGGUUUAGAUAGUAACAGGGACUUUGAAAUGUAUGAUGCAUUUAUGAACGUAUUGUUUAAGGUCCAUGGUGAUAUUAUUCAUAUGAAUUCAAAGGAUGAGAAAAUCCAAGAGGCAUUAACCAAUUGGGAAACUGCACAUAACCCUACAGAGAGACUGGACGAAAUUGUCAAGUUCUGUUCAAGUGUCAUAAACUUUGUAUCUACUUCAUAG